AUGAACAAAUUUCGUAAGGGAAGCGUCAUUUCGGUUUUCAAAGGAAUCAAAAGGCCGUCAACCCUAUUGGCACCAGUGUCUGAUUUUUUGUUUGGCAAGUCAAUUUCAACAAACGAUAAAAAGGAUAUUGAAAUUGCCCCUAAUAUGCACUUUUUUAAGCCGCUACCUGUUCGCCUUGAAUUCUCAACAUCCAAUCCACCGCUUAGCACAAAAACACUUGAAUCCAUUGAUGUUUCAAUUGGGUACCACCGUCAAGCCGGUAUUUUGGCAUUUUCUUCGAUAACUUUAGAUACUUUCUCCGACAAGAUUGCUUAUGGCCUGGUAAAAUUUUUGAGAGUAUUUGCAGAUCUUUUUUUCCAAAAAAGGUAUGUACAUCGUGCCAUUGUGCUUGAGACAGUUGCGGCAGUUCCUGGGAUGGUUGCAGCAAUGGUGAGGCAUAUGCGAUCCCUGCGACGAAUGCAACAUGAUGGCGGAUGGAUUCAUCAGCUUCUACUCGAGGCUGAAAAUGAGAGGAUGCAUUUGAUGACUUGGAUGAAAAUAACAAAACCAAAUUUGGCCGAAAGGAUCCUGGUUACUGCAGUGCAAGGAAUUUUUCUCAACUUUUUUGCCGUUUUUUAUUUGAUAACUCCAAAGACGGCCCACAGAAUGGUUGGAUACCUUGAAGAGGAAGCUGUAAUCUCAUAUACUGCGUUCCUCAAGGAAAUUGAUGAGGGAAGGAUUGAAAAUACACCCGCUCCCUCUAUUGCCAUUGAUUACUGGAACCUGCAAAGCGACGCAACUUUAAGAGACGUAGUUCUCGCUAUACGCGCAGAUGAAGCGAACCACCGCGAUGUAAAUCACCACUUUUCGACAAGAAUUGCGAAUAAGAACGAAAACCUGAGAGAAAACCAAUAUUAA
Messenger RNA from Mitosporidium daphniae, 897 nucleotides. RefSeq names its product alternative oxidase. Gene Ontology annotation, molecular function: alternative oxidase activity. NCBI's taxonomy places the organism in Eukaryota, Fungi, Microsporidia. The record is from RefSeq and is a predicted model, not a curated record. The transcript has 2 exons. Gene Ontology annotation, cellular component: mitochondrion. Gene Ontology annotation, biological process: alternative respiration. Bases 1 to 897 code for a protein of 298 amino acids.